Molecule: messenger RNA, 2168 nt
Organism: Spea bombifrons (plains spadefoot toad)
Lineage: Eukaryota; Metazoa; Chordata; Amphibia; Anura; Pelobatidae
Gene: GASK1A
Product: golgi associated kinase 1A
Exons: 5
Coding region: 263-2080 (605 amino acids)
Cellular component (GO): Golgi apparatus
Source: RefSeq, a predicted model, not a curated record
UUUAAACAAAAAUGCAAACUCAGCACAAAAAAAGUGAACUUCAAAUUAAAACAGAUCGCUGGUGAGGGGUGGAAGCAUCUGGAGAGCAUUUACUGAAAAGGAAAACAGCCAGCUCAGUGCUGGACCCAAGCAGAAGCCAUGUGAAUUUGAUACUCCCAGCUCAUGAAGCACUUGCAGGAUCCUAAGGAAAGGAGGUCUGGAGAUUCCUGGAGAGGACGGGCUCAUGGAUGGCUGCUUUGUCCUGCACGCUGCACUUUAAGACAUGGCCCUGAAAUUAUGGCUGAGGAUGCGAUUGAAGAGAAGUCCGGUUCUUGGGUUUUGCUUCCUGUGUACUUUGACUGUGGUAUUAAUUAAUAGCUUUCCUGCGCUCCCUACAGACAGCAAUGGAAAGACUGAAUUUAUUCACCUCAUUCAACACAGGAAAGCUGUCCGACACAAACGGUUGUGGACCAGCACCACAGACUCCGGCCCUAAGCUGAUUCAAAUCCCUGACCACAGGAGAUGGGAAUCAGGCCUAGAAAUUCCCAAGCAUGGAACACAGCCUUUCAUUAACACUAGCCAUGAUUACAAGGAGCAAAUUAACUUAGGUCAGGUUAGCAAGCACUCUCUAUGGAAAAAUAAACACAAAGAAACCAAAGAGACGAGAGCAUUGACCAAAAAUGACCAAACUGUGGAAAACACCACAUAUAUGAAACCAAACAAUGUUUUUCUUUUAACCCCAAUAAAGAAAGUGGGACAUGUGCUCUCAGAAAGUCAUGUAGCUAUUCUUGCAGGUAAGAAUGUGAAAAAAAAAGAAUUGAUUCUUCUUAAACCUGCUGUGAUGAAAAAUGACUCCAUGCACAAAGGAAAUUCUAAAAUGCUCUUCAAAUCUAGGAACAACUCAAGUUUCCUGACUGAUUUUCUUCACCAGGAGCUAGCUGAACGCACUGUUCUUUCAGAAAUGUUUUCUGUUCUGGCAUGGGCAGAUGGGAAACAGUCUAUGAUUAACAGGAAGACUGCAGGAGAUAACCAAAUACCUACUGUCCAUGAAAUGGUAGCUAAAAAUAAAAAACAAUCAGGUUUAGAAUGCUUAAAAUUUCACCACCUGGAAACUCAGCAAGUGAAAAGUGGAGAGCUUCCGGAAUCUGAAACACCCUGGUUUACCUCAGAUGAUGUACAGAAGAUGGCAUUUUUGUCGCAGGCACGGGUAGUUUCAAAGUCUAGAAUUCCUGCUCAUGGACAGGUCCUCAGAGUUGCAUUGUGCCAGAACCCACUGCUUAACAGUUGUUACCAGGAGAAACAUUGUAAGCAAGGCUUCUGUGGAUUGAUAAAGCGUCCCAAUGAUUUAUAUGAGGUUCUUGCAUUUCAUCUUGACAGGAUCCUAGGUCUGAACAGAAGUCUUCCAGCUGUAGCCCGCAAAUUUACUAGUGACAUAUUGCCUUACAAGUAUACCAAUGGUGCUGCAAGACCAAUAAUAUGGUGGGCCCCUGACAUUGAGCACUUAGACGACUCCAAUAAUGAUCAGAACUCCCAUGCAGUAGGGUGGUUGGACUAUCAGCAUGUGCUGAAACACAGGUGUGGCAUGGAGAACUCUGAUGGACAUAUUACUGAUCCUCCAUGUUUUGGCAUUGAGCAUACAGAAUGGGCAAAGCUGGCUCUUUUUGACUUUCUCCUGCAGGUUCAGGAUCGCCUCGACCGCUACUGCUGUGGGUUUAACCCCGAUCCCUCAGAGCCUUGUGUAGAAGAGCUGCUGCAUGACAAAUGUCGGAACCCAAAGGAACUUGUCCUGGUGCACAUCCUAGUGCGUAAAAGUAACCCAUCACGGCUAGUAUACAUUGACAAUUCUGGGCGACCUGAACACCCUGAAAACAAUCUGAACUUCAGACUUCUGGAAGGCAUAGAUGGGUUUCCCGGAUUGGCGGUUCGAAUACUUAAGUCAGGAUGUUUGGAGAACAUGCUGCUGAAGUCAUUGCAGAUGGAUCAUGUAUUCUGGGAAAGCCAAGGAGGUUUAGAAGGGGUGAAGAAACUGGUUGAAACCAUAAACCGAAGAGGAAAAAUCCUUGCUAAAUACAUAGAAGACCACAAUUUACCCCUUUUUUAAUUCUUUUUAACAAUUCAAUUGUCAGCAUAAGGUAGAAAUGCAUAGGUUCAGAACUCUGGAAAGAGUUUCUGAGAAUGAAUCACUUACU